Messenger RNA from Triplophysa rosa, 2569 nucleotides. RefSeq names its product zona pellucida protein AX 4 (gene zpax4). NCBI's taxonomy places the organism in Eukaryota, Metazoa, Chordata, Actinopteri, Cypriniformes, Nemacheilidae. The record is from RefSeq and is a predicted model, not a curated record. Bases 118 to 2523 code for a protein of 801 amino acids. The transcript has 19 exons.
CUAGUCAGGUUACUCUUAAUAUUCUUAGAUGCCAGGGCCAGGAUAUCUUGUGUUGGUGUAGUGUUUUGGUAGUGCUUUUGACUUCCACAUUACAGACCCUUCCGUUAAUCAGUGGUGAUGGCUAUUGGCUUUAUUUCAGGAGGCCUACUUCUCCUGUGUGCAGUAACCUGUGCCUUAUGGGACCCUAAAAGCUCAAUGCAGCAGUCCUCCAAACAGAUUCCCAUUACAGUUGAGUGCCGAGAUCGCCACCUGUUUAUCUCCACAGAUCUCCCACCCUCUGGCAAUGAACCUCAUUUUGAGGCAGUUGAUGGUGGAGGUUCGUAUCCUGUCACUGAGUACUAUGGGGCACAAUGCGGUUACACUUACUCUGUUCAGCCUCUGCUUGGCCGUGUGGUGCUGAGAGCCUCAUACUUCUCCUGUCACACAGAAAAUCAGAAUGAUGAGGUUUUCACCUUCAAGUUUAGAAUGAUAAUUGAAGAGCAGAGGGGCAAAGAAUCAUUUGUCAAUGUUUCAAAGACUUGUUACAUUCCACCUUCUCAUCCAAGAGAAGUAACCUGUGAGGAGAACUAUAUGGAGGUAUCUGUUGAAAGUGGUCUUCCCUGCCCUUAUCCUGGUGCUGUUAAAAGUGACUUUUCUGCAGCUUUCUCUGUGGCUCAACAGUCUGCUGUGGAGUCCUUGCAGGUUAUGCUACAAGCAGAGGGUCAACAGCCUGAAGUCAUGUCGACUGAAGAUGUUGCUAAACAGGGCUACUUUAUAAUGCUCACACCAGGCCGGAUUGUCUUUCGUUCAUCCUUUGGACAACCUCAUGCUUCCUUCAGAAUGGUCAAUGGUGUUGCAGUUGAAGUAAUACAUGCCACAGUGUUUUUCAGACAGGGCUGGACUGUUGUCAUGGUGGACCUGGUUGCUGCCUGCUCAUUGGAUCAGGGAUCUUUUGAUGGCAACAGACUUCACUGGAAGACCCCUGCAGUGAUGACUCCACUGCUCAUUGGCCCCUCAGAUUUGAUGAGCGAGUACAUAAGCAUAGGGGUUGAUGGCCAGGUCAUUAACAAACAGGCAGCUGAAGACCGAGGCUAUGCCGUGACUGUAAAUGAGGAGACUGUAGACAGCAGUAUCCCUUUUGCUGCAGAGGGAGGGGUCCGAAAGAGCUUUUUGAUGGACAAUGUAUAUAAUGAGUUGUAUACAGUACAGUUGACCUAUGAGCAAGUGUUUGUGGACCACAGUGGUGCGAGGACCAGGCAAAAUGUGGUUCGACAAAUGGCUACUCCACCAAUUGCUCAUCCCCCCUUUUCAGUCAACCAAACGACACCUGAAGAACGUGUCUUUACUGUCUUUCUGGGUAACAUCCCUUUUGAUGUCGAACUGGUUUCCGUGACUCUAAAUGGGCAGGAGUUUUCGGUCUUGACUGCUGUGCAGAUGGGUUACUUUAUUACCAGAAUCCCACAGGAAAAUAAUACAUGUGCUUACAUCUUGCAAGUUCCGUUUGAUAAUGCUGUAGUGAAAAAACUGUACAUUGCUGAGGGACUCUUUCAGUACAUACUGGAAAUUAACUGGACUUUAAAUAUCAUGCCUCAGGGGGAGGCUUAUUACCACCUUUCUUCUGUGAUGGCUUUGUUCCGUGACAUCUUGCCUCCAGUAUUUGACAGCAUGUGUGCUGACAAUGGCAUAAGCUUCCAGAGGAACCAUCGCGAAUAUGACUACUUGUGGGACUUCACAAUUGGACGCUAUCCUCUGACUGAGCAGCUGGCGUCUGAGCGGGGUUACAUUAUGAACAAUAACAGCAACACCCUCAUCCUGGAUGUCCCUCUGUCUACAAUUGGAUACAUCUACGAGGAGAUUAAUCUGCAACAUUUCUACGGCUCAUUUGAAGUUCUAACCAGAAAUGCUAAAACCCUGUCAGUUGAGCAGUCCUCAGCACAACGCUGCCUCUUCCAAACCACUGAACUCUUGGUGUGCUCCACUGAGGGUGUUCUGACUGUGGUUAGUGACAUUACUCAAGCAGUCCCAUCUAUUGACCCUGGUCGGACCACACUAUUGGACAACAGCUGCAGACCCCUGGAGUUUGAUGACAGAAGAGUUUUGUUUUCUUUUGGGCUUAACACCUGUGGAACUAGAGUUCAGAUUCAUCAGCAGUAUGUGAUGUAUGAAAAUGAGAUCAUAUUUCACAUGUUAUAUUCAACUGACAGCAAGCCAGUCAUAACCAGAGAUGCUGCAUACAGGAUGACUGUGAGAUGCAUUUACCCAGUGCAUGGCACUGAAAGCCUGUUUGUGGACCAGAAGUUCAAAUCCGAGACCCCUGGAAUGGAUCAAUCCAAGGAUCCCGUGAAGGUUAUUCCCCAAAUGCUUAAUCCCAUGUCACUUCAAAAACCAACAAAGCCCUUGAUUCAUAGAGCAAACUUAGUUGCUGAAGUAAGAGACCAAAACAGAAGGAAAAAACCAGCGCAGGCCAUGCCGGCUGAUCAUGUGCGUGUGGUGAAGUGGAGAGCUCCUGUGAAUGCAUAUGAAUUCCGCCAAACUAGGACCUAAUGGAUUAUAUAUUUUGAAAUAUUUAAUAAACCUGUUCUUAAGCAUU